UUGUUGAAAGCUGUUGUUCAAAGAUUUUUUUCCAUACCAUCAUGGAGUAGAUUUCUAAACAGGGAUAUUUGAUAAAACGCUUAAUUCACAAAGAAGAAAAAAGCAGUUUUAAAAAAUGAGUCACGUGUACGAAGGGCCUUUGGCCACCUAUAACAGUCUGACAGACAAGAACCUGGCUGGCUACUUCUCCAACACUCGAAUGAGGAGGCAUCUGCGCAAGUCUGGACUGGUCAACAAACAUGGAGAAUUAAUAUCAGAAAAUCAGUAUCGCCUGAACAUGGCCAGGAAAGAGCACAAAAAGCACGUAAAAGAUAUGCUGGCACAAGCCAUUGUUCAUAAGACAUUGGACAUGGAACGCAAUCGACAGGUAGAAAUCCGGAGAAAGCUGGAGGAAAUUGCUAAGAUUGAAGUCGUAAGGAGAGUCCGGAGCUCGAGAGGGAGAAAAGGGGAUGAGGAGAUAUUGCCAUAUUUAUCGCUGCGUUCAAGUCGAUCUGCCAGUCGCCCUGAUACAGCCAAUGACCAGAGAUAUAGGCCACAGAGUGCUCCAUCUACAAAUCAGUACGAUGCUGGUAUUGUGUAUGUGGAUGAACAUGGACGUCGUUUAAGCCCAAAUGGCCGUGAAGAAUUCAGAACAAAGAAAGCCCGACCAGAGGAUUUGGACACCAAACAUCUGUAUGCUCUUGACUCAGCAGCCCUGAGGAAAUAUGCCUUGCAGUUAUCACGUAUCGAGCAAGAGUCGAUGUCCCCAUAUCUGAUGUCCCCCAUCCCCAGUCCACCCAGGAGCCAGAGAGGUAGUCGUGUGGGGUCCCGUGCACAAAUACGAUCCCGCCCCAGAACAGCAGAACCUCGAGGCAGCAUUAGCCCCAGAGAGAAGAAGUCAACUCAAUCAUCAGAGAAAAGUUCUGAGAGGAGUUACAGUGUUAACUCUGACAAAGAACCAACCACGAAGGGUACCCCAACCCGUGGGCCACCAAAUGGCCACCUAAGACGUCCUCUUAAUAGACCCAGAGUUGUGGAAGGGACUCUGAUGUUGCACAGACAGGAACCAGCCAUGAUGCACCAGGGAGAGGUCCAGACCCUUUGUGAAAUCACAAUGAAAUAUCAUGGACCUAACCUGACCCUACCCCGGGAUCAGUAUGAUCCCACCCAGAGUGUCACUAUUGAUCAACAACACUGCGGAGGAAAUACUCUUCCUGUAUUCAAAGAAAACCUGAAGCCUGGGGACACCUUCAGCUUUAUCUCUCGUCGUCAUCGUGGCUAUCCCUUCAGCCUGACGAUUUACGUUGAUGGACGAGUUGACUGUCGUGUUAGCACCUGCUGUGAGUACAAGCAUGCUAAAGGAGUCAAGCUUGGUGGCAAAAUGGGACAUUUCAGUCUACUGAAAGUAGAAGGUGCUACUCCGUGUUAUAAGUGUAAACUUAAUACCCAAGCUAGUCCAAGAAGUUUGAAAAGGCCACCAAAAACCAAAACCCCUAAACAGCCUGAGCAGCUGAAAGAAGAAGUCAUUGUUGUUGAUAGACGUCAUGUACAAGAGCUAAGUGAUGAAGAUGACAAAUAUGAGGAUGAUUUUGAUGAUGAUGAAGAGGAAAAGAAGGAUGAGGAAAAAGAAAGACCCAAGUCAGCCUCCUCAAGAUCAUCUUCAAGAUCAUCUUCUAGGUCUUCUUCCCCAUCACACUCUGAAGAGGAGGAGGAGGAUGUUGAUAGAAAUGCUGUGACUCAUAUUGUGUAUGAGGAUAAGAAGAAGACAGGGAUUGUAGGACUUCCUGCUGAUGAAGACACUAAAACAGAAAAGACGGAGACGGACAGGGACAGCGUUAGUGAUAUAAGAAAGGUUUCUGGUUAUUCUGAUGAAGAAGAGUACCCUGAUGGAGAAAAAUAUAGUAAGGAGGAAAAUGUGGCAACAAAAGUUGUACCAGAGCAAAAGACAAGUUUCAGAAGACGAAGUUCAUCAAGUUCAUCAUCAAGCUCGUCAAGCUCCAGGUCGAGAUCAAGAACACCAGAGAAGGUCAUUAUUCCACAAUCUAGAACACCAGCAAGAUCACCUUCCCCUCCUGAAAAGAGAAAAUCUCCAUCUCCUGAAUUGAAGAGAAAGUCCCCAUCUCCUGAGCCAGCAAGAAGAUCUCCUUCUCCAGUAAGAAGAUCUCCUUCUCCUGUAAGGAGAACAUCUACAUCUUCAGAGUCAUCCACAUCAUCCGUACAUGUAUCAGAGCCUGAAGAGAAAGAGGAACCUGCAGAGAAGGUUUUAAUUGGAAAAUCAGUACGAAAUGCUGAUACUCACACACCGCAGAAGACACCCAUUAUAAGAAAGGAUUCUGUACCACUGGAAUUUAAUUACACAAGUUAUUCAGAAUCAGUUGCAAGUAGUGAUGUUGGAAAACCAAUUGCUGAAGAGGAAGUUCGUAGACAGCGGCCUUUAUCUCCACUUCCCCAAGAAUUCCAAUACAAGAAAAAAUUUGAAGAAGAUAAUGUAAAUCAGCCAACCUCAACAAUGCCAACUCUUGCUAAGAGUUUCAGAAAAGUUUCAACGUCGUCAAGUUCAUCGUCAGAUGAGGAGAAAAAACAAGUCACUACCACUGCAACUAUAGAGAAACAAAAAUCUGCUUCAAGUGAAUCAGAGAGUGAAGAGAAAAAGGGAAGCUCAAGCAGUAGAUCAAGUUCCAGCACAAGCUCAUCAGAAACAACAAAAGAUGUUUCUGGAAAAGAUGCCAAAGAAAAUCAGAGUACUUCUAGUCCCGAUUCAGGGACUGUUGAAAGUAAAACAAUAGAAAAAGAGACCACAGUUGCCCAAAAAGAGAAAAGCAGUAGCAGCAGUUCCUCUAGUGAAUCCUCUUCGGAAUCAGAAGCAGAAAGGAAGACAACUCCUCCAAGAAAGAGUCCAUCCCCACCUGCUAAGGUUGAAUCAAAGAAGGAAUCUUCCUCAUCAAGCAGCUCAUCUAGUGAGUCAGAAACGGAAACAGAUCGGACUGAAAAUGAAAAAGCAAAACAGACUCCGAGCCCUGUGAAAGAGGAAGAGAAAGAGUCACUCAAUCUUCAAAUGCGACAACAAAGAAAACUGUCUACCAGCUCUAGUAGUAGCUCAAGUAGUUCAUCCUCAGAAACAGAGGCAGAGGAACAAAAGCAAACCAAACCAUCAUCUCCACCUGUUCAAGAAAAGGAGCAAACGGUAACAACAAAGGAAGAAGAGAAACCUACACCUGUAGGAGAAGCAAAGGCAAGUUCAAGUAGUUCUGAUUCGAGUAGUAGUGACUCAUCUGAAACAGAGACUGAUAGAUCAGAGAAGCCACUGGCAACAACAAAAGCCCCAUCGCCGCCUCCUGUUCAAAAGCCACCAUCUCCUGUACAAGAAAAGGAGGAGGAAAAGAAAUCUCCAGCAGAGGAUAUCAAAAAAGAUGAGUCCAGUGGAAGUGAGGAUAGUAGUUCUGACUCGGAUUCUGAUUCUGAUUCUGAAAGUGAGGACAAUGAGGAAGAGAAAAAGAAAUCCGAAGAAAGAAAUGGUGAAAAAGAUGAAAACGUUCAAAAUUCAAAACCUGAUAAAAAGCUUACAGAUUUGCCUGUAAGUGAAAGUGAUACAGAUAAAAAGGUGUCGAUAUUCACGAGUGAUACGGAUGGAGACAACAUGCAUGGAGGCAAUGAUCCAGAUGAUGUGGAGGGUGGCGGUGUUGGCACAUCUUACCUGUCUCGUAUUGGAGUCAAACCAGGAACUCCGGUUGAGGGAUCAAUCACUCCGUUGUUUGAAGGAAAACCAGAUCUAGAUCUAAACAGCAUAGCUCUCUCUGAUAAACAAGUUUUAGAAAUAACGGAUUAUUUGAUAAAGCAAGAUGAUGUGAAGACGUUUUGCGUACGAAAUGCUAGUCUGGACAAUGAGAAGUUUUUGAAUGUUGUAAGAGCCUUGAAAACCACAAAAUCUGACAUUCAGAUGGUGAAUUUAAACUUAAAUAAAUUGAAUGCAGCAUCUGCAAAGGAAAUUGGCGAGCUUCUUGUAGAAAAGCCGUCACUGCAAGUUUUGCUGCUCCAUGGAAACCCUCUUGGAGACAUGGGAACUAAAUACAUAGCAAAUGGCCUUCUAGAUGUUCAUGCUGCUUACCUUUCACACAAAGACGAAGAAAAUCAGCCAAAGUACUGUCAGCUUCAGGAAUUGGAUCUUGGGGAUACUUCCAUGGGCGAUUCUGGAAUGGAACACAUAUCAGCGCUUCUAGAGGCGAACACACCAUUGAAGACCCUGAAUCUCAACGGGAACACUAAAAUCACAUUGGCGGGAUGGAAAAGAUUGGCAAAGGCACUGAAAAGGAACACUACACUACAGACAUUAUCACUAGACUUCAACAAGAUCGGUGAUUAUGGCAUCUCUGCUCUUGUCAGUGGAUUGAAAGAUAAUCAGACGCUGAAGGUACUGGAGUUAGAGGAAGCGUCAAUUUCAGAGGAGGGAGGAAGAAAAUUGGUUGAGCUGUUAAAAUGUAAUACUACUAUUUUGGAUAUUACUGUCUCACCUGGAAAUGCCAUACCUGAUAAAGUUAGAGGCGAAAUUCUUAAUUAUCUUGGCCUUAAUAAAGCUGCUUCUCAACCUAAAUCAUUCAGAUAGAUUGUUUAUUUAAACACAAUUUUUUUACUUUUAUGCAGUUUUAGUAUAUAGAUAUAAUUUUUUUUUAUCAAAAGUUUAUGAUGCUUAAGAGAUGAAUGUGCUAUUUUUGUUGGGUUUGGAAAAAAAAAUAAAGAAAGGAAGUAUUUGUGGGAUAUGAAUCAGUUUAGAGCUUUCAGAAAUAUAGACAGUUAAGAAGUUGAUUUUUAUUUUUUUGUAAAUAAUAAGUAUCAUUUUGUGUUAGAUAUGUGUAAUUGUAGAAUGACUGUAGUAAUAUGUUGUUGAUUUAAAUUCCUUCAUUUUCAUGAUGAUUAAAGUUUACAAGUGUAUUUCUGUUACUACUUCAUAUUUUUUCUUUGGCAUUGUG
Molecule: messenger RNA, 4943 nt
Organism: Saccostrea echinata
Lineage: Eukaryota; Metazoa; Mollusca; Bivalvia; Ostreida; Ostreidae
Product: glutamate-rich protein 3-like
Exons: 21
Coding region: 116-4579 (1487 amino acids)
Molecular function (GO): protein binding
Source: RefSeq, a predicted model, not a curated record